Biomphalaria glabrata is the source of this 10688-nucleotide messenger RNA. Its product is annotated as acetylcholinesterase-like. The record is from RefSeq and is a predicted model, not a curated record. Gene Ontology annotation, molecular function: acetylcholinesterase activity. Gene Ontology annotation, cellular component: plasma membrane. The transcript has 11 exons. Gene Ontology annotation, biological process: choline metabolic process; acetylcholine catabolic process. NCBI's taxonomy places the organism in Eukaryota, Metazoa, Mollusca, Gastropoda, Planorbidae. The coding region runs from base 861 to 2771 and encodes 636 amino acids.
CCCUUUUAGGUUCAGACGUUCAGUAGCUCGUCAAGACGCUAGUAGUUUUGUUCUUCCAAGUCUUUGACCGUCAUUUCGCUGGUUGCCAGGGGUCCACGCAGGAGACCACCAGCACAGAGAGGAUGUCACAGCGCUAGAGGAGGUGCAGACAUUUCUCGAUUGUCUUUCACGUCCGGACACUGUCGUCUGCCUAUCGCUGCCAGUCAUAGGGUUUGAGUUAUUUCCCCUUCGGAUUACUUCAACAGAAAUAAAAUGGAUGUGAAAUGUCUAAAUAUGUAAUCAACCAAUGGAAUAGACGUGUGAAUGUAACUAACUAGAGGUCUCACAUCAUUUAUGGUCAGAUCAGAACUGUUGGAACAUCUCAGAAUAGAUCCCUACAGGUCUAAAACAUUGAACGUUUCCGACCACCAGCAAUAACCUAGUAUGACCAUCUCCACUUUAACCUAUUGAAAUGAAGUCCACGUGCUCCAGAGAUCAUCGCGACCUGGAAAUAAUGUCUGCUUGACCCCCCUGCGUCUGCCGAAAGGUUAUCCAGUAGUAUGAGCAGGAUGAUUUAAAAGUGGUCACAUGACAUCAGACUUGUAUUUUAAAAAAAAAAUAGAAUUGAGUCAGAUUGCUUAAAUCAGAUUUAGCCACUCCAAAGCUCACGUUUUGAGAACAGCGCUGAGAUUCGCAUCAGUCGCUAGUGUCAGUGGAACAAAUAUGUGCAUUGACUGUUUGAGUGAAGGAUUUCUUCUAGAGACAGUGUGAUGAACACAAUGUUAUUGAUAUAUAAAGAGGCUUUACUGGAAGAAUGACAGGUACUAUUUCCAGUCGGUCUUGUUCGACCCUCACAACUACGCACUGAGUGGUCAGCGGAAAUGAAUUUGGGCACUGUCCUUUCACUGGUUCUCUGGCUUGUCUCUUUCCUUGCGACCAUCUGCUUUCUGCCCCUUGCCCACUGCGCCAUGGUGACCACGUCCAAGGGGCCGGUCAGAGGAACGACGCAGUACGUUGACGGGAAGAAGAAAGUGGAUGUGUUUCUUGGAAUACCUUAUGCAAAGCCACCAAUAGGUGAACUCAGAUUCUCCUAUCCGGAGCCCCCGGACGCCUGGACAGAGGUGAAAGACACCACCAAGCCACCCAACUGUUGUAUGCAACUACCAGAGGAUACUACGUUUAUGAACUUCUCAGGGACAGCCGUCUGGAACCCUAACACACCUGUGAGCGAAGACUGUCUGUACCUGAACGUCUGGGCGCCAAGGACAAACCCGCCCUACGCCAACAAGGCCGUGAUGGUCUGGGUGUACGGUGGCUCCUUCAGUUCGGGAUCUUCCGCUCUGGACGUCUACGACGGCCUGUACCUAGCAGCAGACAAUGACGUAGUCGUGGUCUCCAUGCAGUUCAGAAUCGGCGCCCUAGGUUUCUUGACAUUCGGUUCCAACGAGGCGCCUGGCAACGCCGGUAUGAUGGACCUCGUGAUGGCGUUGCAAUGGGUGCAGACCAACAUCCACUCCUUUGGUGGUAACUCCCACAACGUCACCCUGAUGGGCGAGAGCUCUGGGGCAGUCAGCAUUGGUCUCCUCAUGCUCUCGUCGUUAAGUCGAGAGCUUUUUCAUCGGGCGAUUCUACAGAGCGGCGCCCCACAAGUCCACUGGGGCACCUACACAGUGACGGAAGGCCGGAGAAGGGCGAUCAAGCUAGCCGAGCUUCUCCAGUGCGACACCCAAACCAGCGACACUGAGAUCAUUAAGUGUCUGCGCCGGAAGCCUGCAGAGUUAUUUCCCUUCCAUGAGCUGAACAUCACCAGGGGCAUCGCCCAAUUCCCUUUCGUUCCGGCCAUCGACGGCAGAUUCUUGAGAAUGUCGCCGGCGGAGUAUCUCAGGGAGGGCUCUUUUAAAAAGGCGCCUGUGCUCCUAGGCAGCAACGCCAACGAGGGGACUUGGCUCCUGGUGUACUACGAGGCGCAGCAUUUUAACAUCGUGACCGAAAGUCUCAUUAGCAGACGACAGUACGACGAGGUCAUGAGCAGCAUUUUUCAAUAUUACCCACAAUUCCCUAAAGAGCUCAACCACAUGGCACGCGAGGCCAUCCGGUUCAAAUACAUCGACUGGAUCGACCCGGAAGAUCAAGUACGGUUGAGAGGUCAAGUAGAGAAAGCGGUUGGCGAUCAUUUCUUUACCUGCAGUGUGGUCGGCUUCGCGAAGGCGCUGGCCAAGGCAGGACAGGAUGUCUAUUUAUAUAGAUUCAGUCAGAGAAUGUCCAGCCACGACUGGCCAAAGUGGAUGGGUGUCAUGCAUGGGGAUGAAAUAUUUUUUGUUUUCGGGUUGCCUCUGAAAUACAGUCACAAAUUUACCAGAGAGGAGAAAGAGCUUAGCCGGAAAAUGAUGACAUAUUGGUCAAAUUUCGCCAAAACAGGGAACCCAAACCGCGGCCCAGGCGAGCUGGACAUGCGAGAGUGGCCCAAGUUCAGACAUAACGAACAACUUUACCUCAAUCUUAGCACGGAUAUGUUCAACUCCAGCGCCAACAUCUGGGGUCAAGGGGUCAGAACGGAAUAUUGCGGGUUCCUUGACAAUUACAUUCCUCAUCUGGUUAGAUCGGAACCUUCCUACAGCACAAACUGUAGCAUGACUGCAGCCUCAACAUCCAAGGCCAUCUUGACGUCUCGCUGGUGUCCAGCACUCACCAUAAGUUUGACAAUGAUUAGCAGCAGCUUCUCCUGGCUUUGUCCAAUAGCUUUAAAGCUCUACAGCCGACCUUGGCUAGGCUUUAUACCAGGAAAAGUUUAGGAUCCGUUUAGAGUUGUUUACAUUUUGUUUAUGUUUCCCUUCAUCCAGUUAUUCUUCCAAACAAAAAAAUGUUUCGCUUUUUUUUGUGUUACGAAAUUUGCACCUUUUUUUUUUUUAAAUUGCAUUUACGAUUCAUACAUGAACAAUUUACUGUUAUAAGUGAUAACUUUCUCUGGUUAUGGGAUAUGCUAAAUAUAACUCUCAACAGAACAAUAGGAAUGAAGAAAGAGGAACGAUAACUCUAAUUCUAAAGGCAUUCUGGGAAAUAUUGACUUGGAAAUGAACACAAGAAAUACAAUUUAAUGAAUGGAGUCUGAAUUAAAAAUUGGAAUAAUUCCAUUUAUAAUACUUCCAAGAAGAAAAUUAAAAUGUUGGUUUGGAAUAGUGGUUUGUACAACCAAACUCGGUUAUUUUUUUUUUCCCAAUGUUUAGAAUGUAAUAAUUGGAACAUCAGCAUAAGAGCAUCUAGUGUUAUUUCUUUGUUCAAGAAAUUUGAGAUGUGUUCAAUUGUUCAUCAAACCUGGGAUGUGUUCAAUUGUUCUGAAGAGAAUGUCAUCAAAUACUAAGUGAAUUGAACAGGUAAACAUACGACGCCGUGAGUCGUGAACUUAAGGCCUGUCUGAGCUUCUGUUUGUUGAUUAUGUACAGUCUCUAAUGUGUAAAGUGUACACUUCUUGCUUGUACAUAGUAGAAUAUUCAAUUAGUUGUCUCUGGAUGUGCUCUCUAGUUGACUACAGUACAGUAGAAAUAACUCGACCUCGUCUUUGAUAGUAUCAACUUAUCAACCAAUUUGUAAUAUGUAUCUAUGCACCGAUUUCUUUUCUUAUUGUAUUCUUUGUUUUAUAAUUGUAUACAGAAUUGUUAUCUGUGUUACUUUUUGUAAAAAUAUUUAUUAUUAGGUGUGUGUGUGUGUUUUGUAGCUGGUCUUUUAGGAGAGCGAAUGUGUAAGGGUAGAGUUUUCCCUAUCAAUAGAAUAUACUCUUCAGUUUCCUAUCAACAUAAUACUCUUAUCAGUUCCCUCUCAUUUGACUAUACUCUUCAGUUCCCUCUCAUUUGACUAUACUCUUCAGUUCCCUCUCAUCAGAAUAUACUCUUUAGUUCCCUCUCAUCAGAAUGUACUCUUCAGUUCCCUCUCAUCAGAAUAUACUCUUCAGAUCCCUCUCAUCAGAAUGUACUCUUCAGUUCCCUCUCAUCAGAAUAUACUCUUCAGUUCCCUCUCAUCAGAAUGUACUCUUCAGUUCCCUCUCAUCAGAAUAUACUCUUCAGUUCCCUCUCUUCAGAAUGUACUCUUCAGUUCCCUCUCAUCAGAAUAUACUCUUCAGUUCCCUCUCAUCAGAAUGUACUCUUCAGUUCCCUCUCAUCAGAAUAUACUCUUCAGUUCCCUCUCAUCAGAAUAUACUCUUCAGUUCCCUCUCAUCAGAAUAUACUCUUCAGUUCCCUCUCAUCAGAAUAUACUCUUCAGUUCCCCAUCAGCAGAAUAUACUCUUCAGUUCCCUCUCAUCAGAAUAUACUUUUCAGUUCCCCAUCAGCAGAAUAUACUCUUUAGUUCCCCAUCAACAGACUUUGAUUGAAUUCAAUCUCUUGUACCCGAUAUGCACAGGACUAAACCUCGUUUUAAAAGGUCGUGCUUGUAAACUGUCUUAUAGCACAAACUGUUUCUAAAGGUAGUUUGAAAAAAUGUUAUUUUAGAGCGUCAAUUUAUCAAUUCAUUUUGUAGCUUACAAAAAGAUCCUCAAAAGCAGUGAUGUCUUAUUCAAUACAAAUGAAACAACUAUGUACUAUCCUUUUGAUAUGAAGAGCGCAACUGAAAGAAAUCUAUAAACAAAACAGAGUAACUACAUGAAAUUUCACCAUAUAUAAAGGAGACACUUUCUUAAACACAAUGUACCAUACAUAUAUGCACUCUAUUAUAUUUUUUUAGUUAGUCCUUUUGUGAUAUACCUAAAUUAUUUCAUGUAAAAUGUAUUCAUAGCGUUUUUUUUUCAUUCAAGAUUGCACACAAGUCACACCACAUUUUGCAAAAUUUUAGAAAUCCCCCUACCAUUAUUAGAAUUAACUUAUUAAAAUGAGUAUUUCAUUAUUGAAUUUAGAAUUACAAUGGUUCAACAUACUACUGAAAGCACUUCUAUAUUUUGGUUAUUAGAUUUCUAGACGUCUUUGACAAAGCCAUGUGGUAUUUAUUUUUCUUGUAAUGUCAUUACAUUUAUUUUUGAUGUCACAUGAAAAUGUCCAAUGCUCUGCCAUUCACAAGUUUAUCAUGUACAUGACUGCGGCCCAUAUCACUAAAGUAAAUCAGGUUAAGUUUGACAACAUGGGAGAGCACCAUGUUUCGGGGGACCAUGUUUGAACCAUGACAUCGUGUACAGUGUGUCACGUGUAGUUUAGAAUCUGGUUUGGUCACAGGUGUAAAUAAGUUCACACGGUGGAAUACAGUAUCGAACGACUUGGACUAUGCGCUUCUUUUAAGAAAACUUUUAAAUAAUUUUUUUAAAUUUUUUGACAUUAUUUCAUAAACAACGGCGUUGAGCUUCUCCUGACUAUCUUACCAGUUUCUGACACAAAUGUCUUCAAAAAAAAUAAUUAUAGAAUACAAGAAAGUCACAUUUGUAUACAGACAUUGUCUGUUUGGAAUCCUAUUCUGUUCAUUGUCUUGAAUUGCAGAUGAAUAGAGAAAAUUGAUGGUUUAUAAUAGAUCUCAGCCUUAAUUUUACACCAUUGACCUGUUUUGUUUUAUCAUUUUGUAAUUUCUAUAUAUAAGAAUCUCAUUUCUAUUCGUUAGGAUCUGUAUCAUAUACUUAAAUUUAUUUUAUCUAUUAUUUUAAUUUAAUUUACGCUUUGAUUCUACGGCAUAAAUCUAUCCCACUCCAGGACUCCUUGUUUUGAGUGUGUGUGUGUUUGUGUGUGCCUAAAUGGUGACGUUGUAUGGAGGUUAGCGAUUGGUUGUGAAUGAUGCCAUAAUAGUUGACACUGUCGUCACUUGUUCUUAGGGGAGACGUAAGACUGAAAGGUUGUGUUAUUGUAGUGAGUUAGAUUUCGUUAAAGAAUAUCAUUACUAAAGUCCACUAGAGUUAUUUCAUUUAUCACAAUUGAUUUUGUCUAUAUUAUAAAUAAAGUUCUAUUUAGUUUUGUCCACAAAGACAUUAGUCAGUUUUUUUCAAGCUAAUUUAAAAACAUCACAUUAUUUUGGGGUUAAGCUACAUUUUUUUUUCUAAAACAUAAAGACACAAUUUUGCGUUCAAAACCAAAUCCAAAGUAUGUUCAAGGCCUGUUGCAGAUUCCUUGCUUUAUCUAGUGGUUAUACGUUUUGUUGUUGUUGUUUUUUUUUGCAGUCCAGAAUGUAUGAUAAUUAAUAGAACAUAGAGCUGGCAAGCCGCACUGUAGAUCCCAUUGAUAUAUAUAAACGUAGCAUACGCCGCUAUUUAGUGAGAAGAUUAUUUGUUCACCCCCACCUCCUUUUUUUUCUGAGCCGCGCUCUCUGUCGCCGCGAAAGUUACGUGGGGGCAACUCUAGUCCGACUUGCAGAAAUAAAAGAAUUAUGUUUCCAUGAUCCUUUCAUCGAGGGUUAGAGAGUCGGCGUGUGUGCGUGGUGUCCCGCAUGGUUGGGCGACGUAGAGAUUAUAUAUACAAAUAUAUAUAUAUAUAUAUAUAUAUGUGAGAUUUCCAUAAAUGGAGGAAAAACUAGAUUUUUGUGCUUUCGGUACAACAUAAAGGAAGCGCUGAUAUACUUUGUUUUUAUUUUCCUAAACGUUUAUGAGAAUUUGUAUGCACGGUUUAGCACAGGUCUUUCACUAGCAGAAACAAAAAAAUCUCAAUAUAAGGGAAGAAUUACGCUUUCUAUGACUUAAAAUUAAAAAACAAAUGGUCAAAUAACUAGCGGUCAAUUGAAUGGUCAAUUGAAGUAUACCGCAAUCGUGCCUCAAUUUUUUUUUUUUAAAUUGAGUUGGCAACAGUGAAUUUCAAUGAAACGUCCUUGACACUGUUGAGUAUAUCGUGAAGAUCUCCGCUAACCAAGUUCUGAAUGGCCAAACUAACCCAUGACAUCGUGUCUUUGAAGUCAAUAAACAAUUCUUUUUGUUUUGAAAUGGGGUGUAAGGUAAACAUGAACAAACUCUUUGAGUAAUGAAUUCUCAAUUCUAGCUGGCAAGCAGUUCAUAUUGGCCUUGGCCAUUAAUUCGUUUCGUUUCAAUUGUUUCCUUAAUUAUUAUUAUUUUUUUUACAAAUUGUAUAACUUUAAAAAAAAAAAGUUUAAUUAGCGAUAGAACGUGUGGAAGUGUGAUCCAUUUCUAUUGGCUAAUUCGUCAUCAUCUUUGACAACCUGUGAAAUAAUUUCAACCGAUAAUUGUAAUUGAGAUAAUAAGUUUUACCUUAAGGGGGAAAUGAAAAUGUUUUGGAAUGACUUCACACACACACAUACACAAAACACAUACACCUUCGCGCACACACACAAACACAUGUUAAUACAUGUAUUGCAUGUUGUCAUUUUUCAAAAGGGCUAUGUUGCAAUGAUAGCAAUUAGGCAAGCAGUGCUGCUUAGAUGAGAUUGUUAGCAAUUAGGCAAGCAGUGGUGCUUAGAAGAGAUUAGGGGUGCGACAGAGGGCAUCGAUGCCCAAUUAAUAGUUCGCCUUUCAGUUGCUGAGAUCUAUAGAACAGGUCAUCUGUUUCUGUGGGUGUCAUGUGGCCAGCACAACUACCAACCGUCUUUACUUUUCCCUUACUAAUGUCAGGUACCCAUUAGAGCUUGAUGGAAUCAGAGGCACUCAAAGAUCCCGAACUAAAAAAAAAUCCCAGUCUUCGAACCCGGGACCCCCGAGUUCGUAAGCCAAGAGCUUUACAGCUUAGCCACAGCCCAAUUGAAGAGAACAAAAAAAAUAUUGAACUGAAAACAAGGGGCUGUAAACGUAUCAUUAUUUCAAAACGCGCUACGGCUGUUUAUUUGUAUAGUUCAUUACAGUACGCAGGUUCGGCCUUAGGUCGGAGUGGGCCCCACAUUUUCAUAGGCCCCGCGCUAAUUCUAAAGGUGAAUUAUUAAAUUAAACCAUUAUAAUUUAUACAUAAUAACAGGAGUUCUGUGGCCUCCUAAUUUUCCAGAGUCUCCCGGAAAUCUCCUGAAAUUAUUAAAAUCUCCUGAAUGCUUCUGAAAAUCUACUUAAGAAUAGACACAAUUGUCAUUUUGGGAUGACAUUAAAUAAAGACGACAUUGUGAGCUUUCAUUUAAUAAAAAUGUAUUGCAAAGACGAAUGUAUUUUCUAAUACAAAAUCUUAAUUUCGACAUAAUGCUUAUCCCUACCCAGACUAGGCCCCGCUCAAUCCGUUCUGCAUUUGGCCCCGCAAUUUGUCGGGUCGGCCCUGGCACUAUGUUAGGUAGCUGCGCACUGUGUCUUGUGUGGUAAAGUGCAAAAGGAGGUAACACUUAAAGAACUAAAUUAAUACAUGGAGAAAUGGAAGUAUGUUUUUUAAUUUAGAAAAAUUUUUGUUCAAUAGUAAAUAGUGGUCAACUAAAGUGGACAGUAGAUAUGUCGAUGAUUAUAGCAACACAUCGUGAUUUCAAAUGUUCAGUGAUCUUAUUUUUUAAUAGUCGUUUGUUCUUUUUUUUUUGUUUAAUAUUUUUGUUACUGGUUGUACAAUUUUAGUACUGAAUAUCUUUUCAAUUUUAGCUCUUUUGAAAUAUUUAAUCAGCUUUCGAAGCUAUACAUUUUUAGACUCUCAGUAUACAAGAAAUUGUAUGUAACGUAUGGUAAUUUGGCAAUACAUUGUAGUUGACUUCUGAUUAUUAUUAUAUAUCAAAUAGCACUUUGUUUAUUUCUGUUCUCUUGCAUUAAAACAAAGUGUUUUAAAAUGAGUUUAUGUCUCACUUCUCAAGUAUGCUACAAGACUUAAAGAGUUCUCUUAGAAAAUCUCUCUUAAUGGGCUGUUCAUUUAUUGGUUCCUGUGUAUAAUAUAACCAUUAUUUGAUUAAAAGUAAAAAAAAAUGGUUUAAAAUUUAAAAAUAAUUCAGUAAUUCCUAGCUUUGUGCGUGUACCUUUUUGUUUCUCUCUCAACACUAGUGUGAGAAUAUUGUACUAUUGAGCUGGAUACCAAGUGAAUGAUUACUGAGACCUCUUUUAUAUUCAUAAAGUAGGAUGUGCCAAAUGUAUAUUAGCUUUAAACGAGAUAUGUUUCUUUUGUUAUCUAAUCUUAUUUUUCUAUUUGUAAUAUUUUCUACUCUUAUUUUAUCUUAGGAUUUAGACACGUUCCCAGUAGAAAAACAAAACCUAAUAAAAUACCCAGAAAGAUUUCUUAUUCCAUACACUAGGAGAAAUUCAUAUAAGUGCACCCACCCCCCCGAAAAAAAGGAAAGAAAACAAAACCACAGUGACCAAAGUCCUGAGCAUAGCCGGAAGGAAAGGGUUAAAACCUACUCCCCAAAGUAAAAGUAGGCCUGAUGCUUUGACCGCAUUGUGGCUUUCCUAUUAUUUGUAUAAAAAGUGUAUGUCUUGUGUGUAUAUGUUUGGGAGGGGGGGUGUUCAUUGUGUUAUGCGAGAACAGCCUUGCACAUCUUUUUUUUUUCAGGGUAGUCUGUAUUUAUAAUCAUUUUAUCAGACAUGUUGCACAUGUUAACUGUGAGUACUUACAUGUGAUAACAAUUAUCUUCUAUAGUGUGUGUGUGAAUAAUGCAGCGGCAGGGUGUUCUUUGGAAUUUUGUAUGUACUUUUUAAACAUUAUCCAGUGAGUUGUGUCUAAACACUUAUCAGGUUACGCAAAUUUUAAUAUUUGUCUUAAAUAAUACUUUUGUUUAAUUUUUACUUUGAUUUCGCUAGAUUUGAAAAUUUAUAUCACCCACCUGGCAAUAAUAACAUUUAUAAAACAGAGUUAAGUCAAGAUUCAGAUUCAGUUCGAGUAGCUGGCUAACUUCUGCAGUCAAAAGUGAAAGUAUGAUCCUUACUACUAAAGCAAAAUACAUUUCCUCUCACACAUUGAGAUUUCAAUUUCGGGUCAACAGUAUCGAGGGUACCAUACUAACAAGAAUACCAAGUGGUACCACGAAUCUUGUCAAUUCUAUAAUAUCAAGCACCAUUAGAAUUUGGUAGACUCUGGGGCUUCCCUGAAUUUCUGAAGCUUAAGGAGCCCCGUCUCCUUCAAGUUUCGAACUCAAUUCUUCUGAUACCGAAAUCCAGGCGUCUUAACACCCAGCCACCCCAGCCCUUGCUAGAAGAGAAAUAAAUGUGUAAUAGUUUAUUGAUGGUACGAGCACAAUCAGGAAGUAUGCUCAUUUAAUUAAGUCACAAAUUUCUUAGUGCUGUCACGUGAUAUUGUCAAAUCAUUAGAAAAUAAGACAGCGUUUCAUCAUACUGUUCAAAAUACCUCAAUGCAAUGUCCUUAGACUUGUCGUCAUACAUAUCAUCACAUUGGCGUUAUCUAAUGACCGCUGAUGGAUGGAUAGAUACUUCGUUCACUGUUAUGUUUAUCUUUAACACUUUAAUUUAUUACAUUAAAAGUACUAUGUUGAAUAAUGCCGAAAGCGUGAUUUUUUAAAUGAUUAAAAAACAGGGGACGUAACUCCUUUUUCCAUUUUUGACACACAUGAAAGGGAAACAACUGGUAAAAAUUGCCCGCUCGCAUUAACAUGUUUGGUUAUGUGAUAUUAUUGUUACCGACUGUUAGGAGACCAAUUGUGAUGGUGGCUACUUACACAGUACCUUAGCUUUGUACCUAGCCGUGACCAUUUCUAUGAUUAGUUCCUUGUAAUGUUCCACCUGUUUGUACAUGUAAUCUUUCUUAUAUGCAUUAUACCAGAUUUCUGUGUACAUAUAUAUUUUUUCUACACUCUUUGGUGUCUUUUUUUAUAAACAUACAUCAACUUACUAACAUUCUGAGUUCAUGUUCUUAACUUGACAUAUAAAGUAGCACCAAGACUGGAAUAAAUUAAUGUACUUGUAA